Acanthaster planci (crown-of-thorns starfish) is the source of this 3905-nucleotide messenger RNA. RefSeq lists its product as uncharacterized. Gene Ontology annotation, cellular component: plasma membrane. Gene Ontology annotation, biological process: signal transduction. Gene Ontology annotation, molecular function: protein binding; signaling receptor activity. NCBI's taxonomy places the organism in Eukaryota, Metazoa, Echinodermata, Asteroidea, Valvatida, Acanthasteridae. The record is from RefSeq and is a predicted model, not a curated record.
AACUCAGAUGGGUGUGAUGUUCUUCAAGGUUUAAUAUGAUGGUACAUGUAGGUGUAUGCAAUGGUGGCUUGACACAAGCAAACCCAGUGUUCUGGACAAGGAGUCAAUAUAUAGUUAUGAAUCUGUUUGAAUUUCGCAGAUGCGCCUGUCAAUGUACAUGAAUUCUCAGAAAUUGCUCAUCAGAAGCAGCAUCUGCCUCUCUGUUUCUAUGGAAGUGACAUCUGCUGGACUGUGACCUUGGGAGUUCAAAAGACCCCUGUUUACCAAAGCGUUAAAGAGACAGUAUUGGCAGAUCUACUGAGAACAACACAAUAACACUCACCAGCACAAUAGCACUAACCAGCUACAAUGUACACAUACAUGUACAUGUAUUAAGACCACUGAGUAAAGGGAUCUCAGUUUGAUCACUGGUACCCGAAGUGGGCUACCAGCUUGUGCACUUAAGUGCACCUGUUAACUGGAUUCAAAAAGAAGCUUUGGAAUCACAGCCAUGGAUGUCACUUGCAAGAUGCAUCACUGGGAAAAAUUCUACGUGUACUGGUGCCGCCUCUUGUUGCUGGGCAUCUCUGUGCUGGCAGUCAAGGUAAGGACCAGCUGUUCGGCAAACUACAGCGGCUGCAUUAACAUGACCAACGAAAGAACUGGCACCCUGGAAGGCCUUGACUGUAAUUGCAAUAGCCAGAUGCUGCUAUUGUCAGACCAGCUCCCACAAAUAAGCAGCUUAAUUCUGGAUGGAGGCGACUGCCCGGCGAGCUGGGAUGCGGUCCGCUGGUUAACCACACAACUUCAGUCGCCUGAACUCUUGGAAUUCCUCUCUGUGAGCAACUCCAGAAUGGACAUCAGAGAGCAUGAUAUGAACCUACUGCAAAACCUCAAGGAGUUCUCAGUUUCACGGGGAUCAGCUAGAUUCCUCCAUCCUAGGUCAUUUUCACAACUGAGGCAUUUAGAGAGCUUGACUUUGAAAGGGCUCCGAUUGGAACAUUUUCCAGACGCAGUAACAGGUAACUUCCAGACAUCCAUCAACCAAACAGACAUCACUGACAUGCCGCUGCCAAGCUUGCAACACCUGGAUCUCUCUGGCAAUGCUAUCUCAGACAUUCCUGACAGGGCCUUCCUCCACCUGUUUAACCUGACAUACCUGGACUUGGCUAAAAACAGGCUGCAGAGACUAGAUGCCGAGCCCUUGAGAUACCUGAGGAAACUCCGUACCCUCAAUGUUAGUCUCAACAGAAUAUUUGCCCUGCCACACCAAGGUUUUUCGGGCAUACUGCCGCACUUACAAACCCUCGUCAUGAAAAAUGCUGGCAUUUUCACCCUCAGUAUGGGCACUUUCGAGGGUCUCGCGCACCUCCAGUCCCUGGACCUUUCAUUUGGUGUUAUGGCCACCGUUCAUCCACUAUCUCUCCAAGGACUGGACAGUCUUGAAGAGAUCAAUAUGUUCUUCAAUCCAAUGUUGCAAUCUCUUCCCGAGCAACUUUUACGUCCAGUCAACAAGACAUUACGAAAAAUCAACCUUAGUGAAUGUAAGCUUUCCAGCAUCCCAAAACAAUUUUUGGAAGAGCUGCCUUGGCUCGAAGAAGUUAAUUUGUCCACAAAUAAAAUCUCCUCUAUGGUAAACAUCUCCUUCAAGGGCUCAACCCGACUGAAAAGACUAAACAUCGCUUGCAACUCUGUCACCGAUAUCCCAUUGAAUUUUUUUGAGCAGACCCCUUCCCUUGAGGCUGUGCACUUGGAAGGGAAUUCAAUUGCCUCUGUUCGAGGUUUCACUUUCUGGAACCUGGAUAAUUUGCAAAGCAUUGACCUUUCCCAAAACAAUCUCACCUUCGUGGAAAAACAAGCCUUUUACAAUCUCCAGUCACUCGAGACUUUGAACCUGAACAAUAAUUUCUUGGCGAGGGUUCCCAACAACGCUUUGUACAACAUACCCGCCCUGCAGGAACUGAAUUUGGCAGACAACCACCUGACAAACUUUCCAGAGCUGCCAUUUGUCAAUAGAGAUGCCCUGAAUGCAAGAAUGUAUCCCAAGAAGGCGGUAAUCGUUGACAUGCGCCGCAACUGGCUUACGUGCGACUGUCACACGUACAGACUCAUCGGCGAUCACGAAUACAUUGACAUGUUUUGGCCUGGUGGAAAUCUCCUUGCUAAUCUCCGAUUCAAGAAGUAUGAAGAACUUCUGUGUGUGUGGCCACCCCGCUUGAGAGGUCAAGCCCUAUAUGCCCCUCAGCAAGAGGAUAAGCUUAACCCACACUUUGCCAACUUAAAAUCUCACUGUACCGAUCAGUGCGAGUGUUAUACACGUUGCAGCGAUUCCCUGAACAUAACACUUUGCUACGGUAAUCUAAAAAGUGUGCCACAAAAUCUCUCCAAGGACACCAACGUUUUAGACCUCAGUGGGAACCACCUUGUGAAGAUCGGGGGAACGUUCCAGGGGCUAGCAAGCCUCACGGCCCUGUAUCUUGAAUAUAAUCAAAUACGUGCUGUUACUCAGGAGGAUUUCCAAAGCUUGCCCAAUUUGACGUUACUUAAUCUUCAGCAUAAUGCCAUUUCGACCAUAGAACCAGAAAGCUUUGCUAACCUACAGAAACUGCAGUUCCUGUAUCUUGACCACAACCUGCUGACUGGAAUGCAAAAGGAAGUCCUGAAUAGCAUCCCACCACUCAAGGAAAUCACCCUCAACAGCAACCCCCUAAUUUGCGACUGUGACCUGAUGUGGUUGAAAGACUGGCUGCAAGUGCAAGCCAUCAGUAUGGACGAUGUCGACAGCAUUAACUGCACAACACAGUCAAAUGAAACAGGUGCAGUGGUAUACUUUGACGACCAUAAAUUCAUGUGCAACUCCACAGAUGUUGAUGUUAUCAUUCACGAUCAAAAUGCGGAAACAGUAACAGUGUGUUUCGGGGUUCUGGUGUUUCUAAUGAGCAUCUCAGCCAUUGCAUACCGAUUCCGACGAGUCAUCCAGGUGAUAGUCUAUAAUCGCACUGGCUGGCGCUUCAGCAACAAGCUGGACAAGGACAUGACAAGGGCCUACCUUUAUGACGCCUUCAUAUCUUUCAGCACCGACGACUUAGACUUUGUUACCCAGGAGCUGGUCCCCAAACUGGAGGGCCACCGGCCCCCUUUCAGACUGUGCAUUCACCAGCGGGACUUUGUCGUUGGGGAGUGUAUCUCCACCAACAUCAUCAAUGCUGUGGAGACCAGCAGAAGGACCCUCAUCGUGUUGUCCAACAACUUCUUGGCAAGCGAAUGGUGCUCCUUCGAGUUCAAGGCAGCCCAGCAACAGCUCCUCAAGGACCACCACAAGCGUCUCAUGGUCAUCCUCCUGGAGAAGGUCGACAAGAACCUGCUGGACAAGGACCUGAAGCUUUACCUGUCAACCAACACUUACCUGGAACGGAGUGACACCCUGUUCUGGGAAAAGCUCUACUUUGCCAUGCCAGACAAGAAAACAGUGGGCCAAAUGCAUUCCACCAACAAUGAAGAUGCUGUCACGAUGGCACGGGAUGAGGUUGAGCUUCAAGGGGAGCUGCAAGAACUGAUCCCUUGAAAUUUCAUUCACUGACUGGUGGGUGAGGGGUGGAGCAAACAGGGUCAUGGUCACCCCUCCCCCAAUAGGGAAAAUGAGUUUUGGGGACCGCCCAGAAUUUAGCCUCUCAACUCAGGAAUUCCUAAUUCAUGUUAUAAAGAAAGACUUGUAGAAAUCCUCAAAGUGUGGUCUCCCCCAGCAAACAAAAUCGUGACUCUCUUGAAAAUUUGGUUCUGGAUCUGCACACACAAGUACAUGUGCUCUAUAGUCAUUAAACAAACAAUAAUAAUUUGUGGAUUGUGAUUUUCGGGGGGGGUGAUGUGAUGUUCGCAAGCAGCAUUCUAUUGUAAUAACAGAGAGUGAGAAUGUGUUUUAAACUUCA